Molecule: messenger RNA, 1565 nt
Organism: Paramacrobiotus metropolitanus
Lineage: Eukaryota; Metazoa; Tardigrada; Eutardigrada; Parachela; Macrobiotidae
Product: haloacid dehalogenase-like hydrolase domain-containing protein 2
Exons: 2
Coding region: 279-1121 (280 amino acids)
Biological process (GO): dephosphorylation
Molecular function (GO): phosphatase activity
Source: RefSeq, a predicted model, not a curated record
UGUCUAGCGUUAUAGAAUCUACCCAUUCGAAUUAGAUUCAUACGGUACAUUUGUCCAUUGACUGUCUCCUGUCUGCAGACUUUUUUCAAUUCAUAAUUUUUCCGAACGUACAGUAGUCUGCUUCAAAGAAACGGAUUUGAUGCGUAAUCGCAGUUGCGUUUAUAUUUUUUUCGUCGUUUAUACCGGAUCAACCCAUAAAGUGAACUGCCAUUUUUAAAGAGCAGUAAUUCAGAGCUUUCGAAUCUGAAGUUAUUUUAUUGGAAUUCUCUAAUUCAUCGAUGCCGACUAAUACCGAUCUCAAACCUCUCCUUCCAACGUUCAGGGUUCUUCAUCGACACGCGAAAAUGACUCGAUUCUGCAUGGCUCUGUUUGAUCUUAGUGGAACUUUACAUGUGGAUGAUCACGCCAUUCCUGGCGCCGUACAGGCGAUUGAUCGCCUACGGCAAACAGGAAUGCCUUUACGUUUUGUCACCAACACAACGAAGGAGAGCAAACGGAUGCUGCAUCAAAGAUUGACAGCUAUGGGUUUCCAUAUUAAUCCCGACGAAAUCUUCACUUCUAUAACAGCAGCCAGGAAGAUCUUGGAAGCCAAGAAAUGGCGACCAUGGUUACUAGUUUCCGAUGAAGCAAUGGAAGACUUUGAAGGCCUUCCCACUAAUGAUCCUGAUGCUGUGGUAAUUGGGCUAGCGCCCGAAAAGCUGAACUACGAGAAUAUGAACAAAGCCUUUAACAUGGUACUGAAUGACGGAGCUCACCUUGUGGCUAUUCAUAAGUCACGAUAUUAUCAGACCAAGCACGGAAGUGCCUUAGGUCCAGGAGCUUUUGUGACGGGUUUAGAAUAUGCGACGGACACGAAAGCUCAAGUGGUGGGUAAACCGGACGCUGCCUUUUUCUUAUCGGCUAUCCCUGGCGUUCUGAGUACGCAUAAGCUGAAUGAAAUUGUCAUGAUUGGUGAUGAUGUAAGGGAUGACGUAUGCGGCGCUAUGAAAGCCGGUUUAUCGGCUAUUUUGGUUAAGACAGGCAAAUACCGCGAAGGUGACGAAAACAAAAUAGAGCCACAUCCCACAUUCAUUGCCAGCGACGUAGUCCAAGCCGUCCAGUAUAUUCUGGAAGAGCUGUGAUUACCGUGAAAACGUUUGGGGAACGCUGCGUUGUGGGAGCAAAGUCCACAUUGGCGCAGUGAUCACUGAUCGAUGAACCUCAACCACUUCCUGUCCGCUGCGGAAUGGGUGUGGAAUAGACGAUUGUAUUGGUUUAGUGGUCUUCACCAGUUUUUGUUAAUGAUAAUGUUUGUGGGUAUUAUGUCUGCAGUUGUUGAAAAUUCCCUUCGGUUUUGUUGAUAAAUUUAAGUACCAUUACUGUUGUUGAAAUGGCAUGGUCUGUGUUUUCGGUUUUGAAGCCGUUUUCGGCACCGUAACUUAUUGGUAUGGUUUGAACAUUCUGAAUUCCUCCUUCGAUAUUUUUACGGCUUAAUUUUAAAUAAAUCCACUGGCACACUGCGGCCGAUAUCGCAUGCGGAGUUUAAAUUAACGCAGUGCUAUAGGCAUAACUGUAUUUUCGUAUCG